AUGUCUAUCCUCACCCAUGUUUUGGCUGGCCUGUUUGGCAUGGGCUCCUGGGUCACCAUCUGUGGUCUGUGGGUGGAGCUGCCUCUAAUCGUUCCACAGGUUCCUGAGGGUUGGUAUCUUCCCUCCUACAUCUCCAUUAUUGUUCAACUGGCCAACAUCGGACCUCUGUUUGUCACAUUAAUGCACCGCUUCCACCCAGGAAAGCUCAACGAAACUGCAGUUAUCUAUUUUAUUGUUGGUUUCGGGAUACUUGCAAGCCUUUUCCUGGCUUUCUUCUGGAGUGAGACGGUAGUGGUGCAAGGUGUGGAGCGCAGCGUUCCUCUCCUGCUCCUCAUCUUCUUUAUCCCAAUAGUGGACUGCACCUCUUCGGUGACUUUCCUUCCCUUCAUGAUGCAGCUCAAGGCGGAGUAUCUCAUGACUUACUAUGUAGGAGAAGGCCUGAGUGGUCUUGUCCCAGCUUUAGUGGCGAUGGUUCAAGGUGUAGGUGUGGUGGAAUGUGUCAAUGCAUCUCAAAACGCUAACUACUUUGUGCCUCGCUACCAACCAGCUAUCUUUUCAGUUGAAGACUAUUUUUUCUUCCUGAUGGCUAUGAUGGUGGUUUGUUUGGUGGCGUUCAUACUUUUGAAAUACCAUCCAGCUGUGAAGCAUGAGCGUCCCAAUAACAUAAAUGGAAAUGGAGAUUCCAUACUGCGCUGGAAAAACAAGAAAUCUGAACAGAAACCAAUGAUGCGUUUUGGAAAGGCUAUUCAGAAGCCCAGGAGCACAUUUGGGACAGGGAAGCACACAUGGAUGCAAGUGAUAUACAUCUACAUUAUCCUGGCAUGGGUGACCACUCUGACUAAUACCGGUUUGCCGUCAGUGCAGUCGUACUCAUGUUUACAAUACGGAGACCAGGCCUAUCACUGGUCAGCAGGGUCCUUAGUGUUGAUGGGACUUCUCACUUCCAUUGGCUCUCUUAUUGGAGUUUACAUUAUGGGCAUGGCUAUGAUGAGUCCAUGUCCACUGCUAGUCAAUGAGACCUCUGGAGCCGUCAUUAUUGUGUUGGCGUGGUUCUUUUUUAUCUUCAUCCUAUCUUAUGUAAAGGUGAUUGUUGCUGUCAUCUUGCGAGAUGAAGGCCACAGCGCUCUUGUGUGGUGUGGAGCUGUAGUGCAGUUGGGCUCAAUGUUGGGGGCGGUGACUAUGUUUCCUUUGGUCAAUAUAUAUGACUUUUUCACCUCAGGUGACCAGUGUAACACUAAUUGUCUAUGA
Molecule: messenger RNA, 1248 nt
Organism: Sinocyclocheilus anshuiensis
Lineage: Eukaryota; Metazoa; Chordata; Actinopteri; Cypriniformes; Cyprinidae
Product: riboflavin transporter 2-like
Exons: 4
Coding region: 1-1248 (415 amino acids)
Biological process (GO): riboflavin transport
Cellular component (GO): plasma membrane
Molecular function (GO): riboflavin transmembrane transporter activity
Source: RefSeq, a predicted model, not a curated record